Molecule: messenger RNA, 619 nt
Organism: Diversispora eburnea
Lineage: Eukaryota; Fungi; Glomeromycota; Glomeromycetes; Diversisporales; Diversisporaceae
Source: the annotation of a GenBank genome assembly
AUGAUUACUCCUAAUUUGACUAUUAAUGAUUUUAAUAUCAUUAAGAAUUUAAACAAAAGAAAUUUUGGAUCAAUUAAACUUGCUCAGCACAAAAUCACCAACAAGAUUUGUGCAAUUAAAGCAAUCAAUCGGGAAAUGAUUUAUGAACAAAAGAUAAUUGAGAAUGUUACUGUAGAAUGUAAAAUUUUAAAAAGAUUAGAGUAUAUUCACACAAAAGGAAUCAUUCAUGCAGAUAUAAAACCUGAAAAUGUAUUAAUUGACUCAAAUGGACAUUUAAAAUUGAUCAAUUUUGGAUUAGCCAAGUAUGUUGUUUUAGAUGAGAAUGAAGAAAGAUAUAGGUCAGGAACAAGUCUAUAUAUGUCUCCUGAGGUUAUCUUAUUCAAAAAUUGGACUACAAAAAUAGAUAUUUUGGUUCUUAGGAUCUGUAUCUUUGAAUUCUUACUUGGAUACAUCCCAUUUAUUUAUGGUAGUAAAAUUAAGGUGUUUCAAAGAAUUUUAGAUCUUAAAAUUCGAUGGCCACCUGUUGAUUGCAUCCAAAUGAUACCUGAUGCUGAAUAUUUGGUUCAAAAUUUAUUAAAUCUUGAUCCCAAUAGACAAAUGUCCAUUAGGAAAAUCAAAA